AUGAUCUGGGGUGGCUACUGCUAUGGUCCGCUGGACCCUGUCUCCAAUAUCAUUGUCAACACCAUCUGGUGCGAGCAAAACUUCCCGCCAAGCAAACAAUUUCCGUUAACCAUGAUCAGCACCAAGUUGAUGUGGCGGGUUGCGGCGCAGUCACUCUAUGGCCUCGUGUCCUUCCUGUGCACUCGAUACCGAGGCCUCACUCCCGACCUAGCCAUGCAACGCCUGCUGGUGGCCGGGGCCGACUUGCAAGCUGCUGAUCCCAGACUUUCUACUACGCCCAGUGCUACCGGUGAAACACGUCUAAGCUUUUCUGGCUGUGGUCAAGUUCUCAACAUUCCUGACCCUUCUCAUAUUCAGCGCUCUGCGGUUGAAGAAAGCGUCCCGUCUGCUGGUGUUCCUGAAGCGUAUACGGCCGCGGCCACCGCGGCACGUCACUGCUACCCUCUUGCACACAAAGAGUUCCUUGCAUCACUGAGUGGGGUGAAUAAACCCGCCGAGUUUGACUCAGAGGUGUCAGUGGAUGGUGUGAGCGAGUCUAUCUCAAAAGUGUUGCACAUGCGGGAUGGUGUCCCACUAUCCUCUCAGGAUCUUAGUUUACUUUGCAAGAUAUUAGAUAGGUAUCCCUCCUCUGCUCGCCAGCAACGGGAUCUAGCCCCUACGAAGGUCAACAAGGGAUUCUACUAUCACGUAGGUAUAUGCAGCAGUAGGUUCUGGGGUCAGCAUAACCGAGUCACCAGCAUGGCGACAAAUGCAUUGGAGAAAUUUAACAAUAUAGCUGCGGAGGGUCACCUGUUUGAACUUCAUAUCAUCUGUGGUGUUAAUGAGUUCGUAUCUGGUCCGGUGCCCAGCGAGGGUGAGGAUGUUCGAGACUACAACCCAUGGACUUUUGGAAAAUAUUAUCACACCCAUAUCAAUUUUCUGGCAAUGUGCAAAGCCCGCCCAUAUGAUCCUCCAACGCUCUUCUUUGCUGAAUGUGGAAAACAUGAUGCUGACAUGUUGGUGUGUCCCCGUGAUUCCGCAGAAACCAGAAGCUAAACAAGUCCGUUGCAUUUACUGUGAGUAUGAAGGAAACAGAAUUGUUCAUCCAGCCGUGGAGAGUUUCUUCGGGCGCAAUGACUUUGAGAAGUUUUAUGAAUCGGGCACAUCUUAUACCAAUGAUAAGCUCAUUGAAGAUCAUGAAAUUGAUGUAGAUUGGGUGCAUGGUGUGGAGGAGGAUGCCAUAUACCACCUCUGCUACCCUGAUCCUGAUGAUAUUGAUGAUGAAGAACUAUCUAUUUGUUGAGUGUAGAAAGGGGGGUGGCAAAAGUGGCAUGGCAUCUUGUCAUGAUACUUUUCUUUCUUGUGAUGAUUGUUACAAUGUAGUUCAAAUAGACUAUCAUCCUCUUAUUUUUUAUACUUAAAUAAGGUCAUCAUACACUGUUGAACCUUAAAGAUGGUGGUCGGCGUCCUCUAAUCACAUGAAACUCUAAAUGCCCCUGUUUGUCAUAAUUUGUCGUCCUUCUUUGGUCACAAGCUAUGGAAAUUAACAUGAUCGAGUGUACGCUGAAUGCUCGGACUGUUUUUGAUCGCCUAUAAUCAUCUAAAUACCAUCCUAACAGUACCUGUGUGCUCUAGUCAAUGCUUUCUUUACGCUUAAAUAAAGGUAUCCAUGGUUUUGAUCCAUAGCUCACUGCAAUGUCAUCACUGUACAUGCAGUUGCAAUUGUUUCACCUAAUCUGUGUAUCUUAUAAAGAAUUUGCAUUAAAUCUAUACAUUGUUUACUGUAGCGUUUACUGGAGAUCUGUUCACAUUAGUAGAAUAAUGGAAUAUCUUGAUUUGAAACAUUUUGUGGACACUGCUCACUUUGCUAUAUCUUUUGCUGUUGCACUUCGAGAAAACACCAGAUCUCUGUUUUAAAUAGCGACCGACCAUGAUGGCCUUGUAUUCUUUUCUUUAAGAUGUUUAUUUACAUAGUGUCAAAUGCCAUGAUUUAGCGGUUUAGCGGGCCUUCAAACAAUAUAAAGUCUUCACUGCAGACCGAAAAAUGUUCUUUUUGGUAGCUCCUACUAAUGGAAGUAGUAAUAAGAGUACUAAUGCUUGGUGAGCAAUUAUGAUGGGUUGGGCCAUGUUAUUUCUACUGGGAGUCACAAAAUUGUCAUGCGCAAAGAACUGAAUUGUAGUUUAUAAUAGAAAUUGGUUUCUGUAAAUUGGAAUGUUGUUAGUUAUAACACUACUAGAACCUUGCUAGUAUUACAUUUUGUGGAAUAAGAUAAAAUAGUUAUACAUGAUGCAAGUUCAAUUUAUUGUGCUUUCCCUUCUGCUGUUUUAGUAACAUAGCACUUGGUUGCUUAGACCCCAUUGAUCUUUGAUAAGUACUACCCCCUCCGGUCCUAAAUAUUUGUCAUUCUAGAGAUUUCAACAAGUGACUACAUACGGAGCAAAAUGAGUGAAUCUACACUCUAAAAUAUGUCUAUAUACAUCCGUAUGUGGUAGUCCAUUUGAAAUCUCUAAAAAGACAAAUAUUUAGGAACGGAGGGAGUACAAAUUAGUUGUGAUCCAGUUUAAUGAAGUAUGUUCUCAUAUGAAACAAUAUGUGCUUUUUUGUA
Molecule: messenger RNA, 2585 nt
Organism: Triticum aestivum (bread wheat)
Lineage: Eukaryota; Viridiplantae; Streptophyta; Magnoliopsida; Poales; Poaceae
Exons: 3
Coding region: 1-1035 (344 amino acids)
Source: RefSeq, a predicted model, not a curated record